This is a messenger RNA of Bipolaris sorokiniana ND90Pr, 1113 nucleotides long. RefSeq lists its product as uncharacterized. NCBI's taxonomy places the organism in Eukaryota, Fungi, Ascomycota, Dothideomycetes, Pleosporales, Pleosporaceae. The coding region runs from base 30 to 752 and encodes 240 amino acids. Gene Ontology annotation, biological process: mycotoxin biosynthetic process. The transcript is spliced from 2 exons. The record is from RefSeq and is a predicted model, not a curated record.
GCCGUCCUCAUCGUGCUAGUUAUGAUAUAAUGCAAAAUUUAAGUUUUGCCAAAGUGUUGAAGACACCUCUGCACCUCCUCAUUCUUAGUAUCCUCUCCCUCGUUUUUGUUCUUCUCUUAACAUCUCAACCUUACAUCAAAGACUCAAUAUCGUCUACAUUCGCGUAUUUCCACGUCGAAACUCCUCUAUGCAUUCCAUUGCCAGGAUCUCCAAACUUCCGCCCGUCUGUGUCCAACUGCCCUGCUGAAUCAAGCACUACCUUUGGUAGGUAUGAAGAAUAUGAGAGCCUGGCACACGUCCACGAUCUGCUUUGGGAUGACCUAAUCCCCCAAAACGGUGGGUUUCUAAUCCUUCCAUCUGCAAAAGGCGAGUUGGAUCAAUACGGUGUCAGCAUGUUCCACCAGCUACACUGCCUCGCCAUGAUCCGAAGCGUUGUGCAAGGGCUGCAAGAGGAGACCAAUUCUGCGCGCAUCCACGUACGUCACGACCAUGGGCACGGAGACCCUGAAACUGGAAUAAGUGAUAAGCAUUGGCAACAUUGCUUUGAUUAUCUACGUCAAACGAUCCUUUGCAAUGCCGACCCGACCAUCGAAGAACCAAGGAUCAAUUCGGCAGGGAAAAAAGUCAUCAAUGGGAUGGUGGAACGUCAAUGUCGGGAUCCCAAUGUUCUCUUUGCUGCGAGUGUCGAGUCUUUUCGGUAUGCCAAUGAAGAGAUUCGGAGUGGUAGAAGGAAAUUUGCGUAUCAUGAUUGAUUGGAAGAUACAUACAUAGUAUAUAAAAAUAUCAACCCAAUCGCAUUUUCUUAGUGCCACUAAAAGCUCACUGCAGUCCGAGCUAUGUUUUGUGGUUUCAUGUCCAAGUUGUUUGUCUUUGCCUCGUUCUUCAACCACGCUGUGAGUGUCCAUCUAAUCCCAUCAUAUGUUGCCUCUACAACUUUGUACAUAUCGCGUUUCUAGUAAGUGCGGAAACAUGAAAAGCAACUCUCUGUGGUAUACAUUAGUAAUAGAAUCAGUAAAGAGUAUGCAUUAUUUGUAUUGGUGGGUUGCUGAGUUCUGAGGGCUCCUCCUGAAUGCGAUUUCUGGCCCCAGCGCUAGGCCGAAAUGAGAUGUUCAC